AUGCGCGCCACUCCUCUCACACAUGCAAUAGUCAGUCGGUUUGGCUUGUCUGAUCGCCUUGGAGACCAGGUUAUCUCCGAACCACAACUGGCCAGUAGUCAGAUCGGGCCGAGCACCCGAGACGCAAUUGACGCAGAGGUGGCUGGUUUACUGUCUGCUUCACUAGAGCGAACUCGUGCUCUGCUUACCCCACACGCCUAUCAGCACCGCCGAUUAGCAGAAGCUCUGCUUCACUAUAAAACCUUGAAUCACGAUGAUGUCGAUGCAGUGAUUGAGGGUCGGCUUAAAGCACCUACGUCACAGUUGCCAGCAGUCUCCAUCUAA
Molecule: messenger RNA, 324 nt
Organism: Protopolystoma xenopodis
Lineage: Eukaryota; Metazoa; Platyhelminthes; Monogenea; Polystomatidea; Polystomatidae
Source: the annotation of a GenBank genome assembly